Messenger RNA from Notodromas monacha, 4107 nucleotides. Lineage: Eukaryota; Metazoa; Arthropoda; Ostracoda; Podocopida; Cyprididae. The record is from the annotation of a GenBank genome assembly.
AUGAAGUUUCUCGAAAGUUGUGAAGUUUACUUCGGGUCGAAAGACCUUUACGAAAUUCUAGAUGUCAAGAAAACGGCGAACGAAAAGCAAUUGAAGAAAGCUUAUUACAAGUUAUCUCUGGCUGUGCAUCCGGACAGAGCUCCACCAGAGAAGAAAGAACAUGCCACGAAAUGCUUUCAAGUCCUGAGUAAAAUAAUGUCCGUGCUGAGCGACAAGGACAAGAAGGCUAUUUACGAUGAAACUGGUGUCGUUAGUGAUGACGACGAUGAAGGAAUCUCUUGGGAGGAUAAUGACUGGACAUCUUACUGGCGUCUGUUGUUCAAACCUCUCACUAUGAAAGACAUCGACGAGUUUUUCAAAACUUACAGAGGAUCUGAAGAAGAGCAAACCGAUCUUAUCAAGUGCUACGUGGAUGCAAAAGGCGAUUGGGAUGUUCUGUGGCAGACCCACAAGGGCUACCGUGGAAUCGAUGACGAAGAACGAUUGAAAGAUCUCAUUCAAACGGCAGUCGAUGGAGGAGAAGUGGAAGCUUAUGAUGCAUUUUUCAAGGAGCCGAAAAAAAAGACUUUAAGGAGGCACAAAAAGAUGAUGAAAGAGGCGGAAGCCGCUGAGGCUUGCGAAGAACCUGAAAAUGAUUUAGCCGUAAUGAUUGCCGCUAAUGCCAAAAAACGAGAACAAGCCAUGAGCAGUUUGAUUGCUGGCCUGGAGGCAAAGUAUUGUAACAAGAAAGGGCCUCAAAAAAAGAAGCAAAAAACCAAGUACCGUUCGGUUUUUUCCAGGGAUUGUUCAGUGUAUUUUGCUAUUUUGUCGCGUUUGCCGAAUGUGAAGGUACCAGGAAAAAUAAUACUGGAGAAGAUGUCUGUGCCGGCCGUGAGCAUCAGUGUCGAGGCCCCGGUUGAACACCGGGUCCAGGAGAUCACUUUCGAGGGGGUCGAAGUCCGACAAAACCCGCCGUCCAUGUCGGAGAAUCUGACGAAAUUGGCCCAGAAGAUCGACUUUUUCGAAGCUGACGAAGACUCGACGUCGAAGGAUGAGACCGAGGUUAAAGAGGAACCCGUGCCCCUGACGUACCCUUGGGAGUCUAUUCGGUCGAAGCUGAUGAAAGCCUUUGACCAGGCAACCGUGCUUUUGGACAUCAUGGCCAUUUGCCGGGAGAAAAAGUACAUGAUUCUUGACCCGGUUGCUCAAGAAGCCCCUCCGCGAGCUCCCAUCAUUCAGAUGUUGGCCAAGAAAAAGGGAUUCGCGGCUGCUGCGGAUAUUCUUCAACGAGGCGCCGAUAAAUUGAAGAAUUGCCAGUCUGAAUUGGCGAGGACCCGAGGAAUCCCAAAUUUUCACACGGAGUUACUUCGAUUGCGGCAACACUGGAGGCUCAAGAAGACUGGGAAUUCCAUCGUUGGGGACUUAAGUUACAAUUCAGCUGCUGCCAGGUGGCAAUCUGGGGUCUUCGAGGUGCUGAAGACUGAGGAAGCAGAUGGGGGAACUGUUGUCAACAGUGGUACUGGACCUCACAAAAUACCUCCUGCUCUGAAGGUGGUCCUUCCUCCAGAAUUGGAGUGUGAAACGUACAUGGAAGUUGUUGUUCACAAGGACCAAGAAACCUGGGCGUCGGUACAGGUGAACCUGUUGUCCCCGAACGCGGAAACCCAAGCACCAGGUGAUCUUUCGUGGCAAAAGAAGCUGGAGAACGCGCAGAAUGUGUUGUUUUGCAAAGAGCUCUUCCGGCAACUCGCGCGAGAAGCCGUGUGCUUGCCCACACACAUCCCUCACAUGGUGGUUGGCAAUCGUAUCACGGCGUCUCUGUUCCCCUCCAUUCAGCUCAUCAUCACGUUGAACCAGGUGUCUCGAAGCGACACUGGCACCACCACGACGACGACGACGAACCCUAGGAACCCGGACCACAACCACGUGUUGGAACACUCUCUGCACCAAUUGUUGUGGGAUGCGCAUCAUAAAAUGCGUCAUCAGACGAUGCCUCAUCCGUCUUUUGGCCCGAUCGGGAUCCCGGUGAAGCGUCGGGACGCUGGGCCAACUGCUGCGUCCCGGGCCAGUUUGAAGAACCUGGGCCGGACGGAAUCGUUGCUGGAGCAGGUGAUCAAGCAGGCCAGACACGUCGUGUUGCGCAUGAGCACCAUGUUUGUCAUUGACAACCUUGCCAAGGAGGUGAAAGAUCCUUUCAUUGUGGCCCACUGGAACGCGCUCAACUCGCCGACCGUGAACAUCACCAGCUGUGGUUACGAGGCGCUGUCGCGGACGUCGCUGGUCAUCAGCGUGGGUGAAACAUCGCUGAAGGCCAUUUGCAAGGACGGACGCGUGAUGACUCUGUCGAUCGAGCCUCAGGAACUCAGGGCAUUGUUGCUGUGCCAGAUUGCCCAGCAUCAAGUGACGGCCGUGCAGACGCUGGCCAAGUGCCACGGCUGGAUAGUAGUGUCGAGUAGUACGUUUCUGGGCGGCGUCGGCGCUGCUGAGCCACUGGGCAAUCCGUCGUCGUGUGUGUUGAGCUCUCCGCGUGGCGGCUACAAGCUACUCGCCGUCAAGUGCGUGCCGAAGCGGGAUUUCCGAGUUUCCGUGGCGGUGGUGGCCCGUGACGCGUCGUUGGAGUCGGGCACGGGACACGCGAUGGGUUCGGAGGACAGUGACGCCGAGGAAGAGCUGGAAGCGGACGAGGUGCCCGAGGUGACCAAGUUUGAGUUUGACCUGAUGAGCGACGAGCCCAUGGAUUUUGACGAUCUCACCCGAGACUUAAACUUUGCGCCCAAGUUUGGAGGGGCGGCCAAGAGGGCGCUGGUGUUCGGCGGAGACCGGAAGGGCGGAAGUGGGGCCCGGAAACGGCGCUUGACGAAAGGCAGCAGCAGCAACUACGAGGACGGAAGACGGGGACGGCACAGGGUGUAUGGCAGCGAUUUGCGACACGACGCCCUGCGGGAAGUUCUGCUGGACAAAUUGGAUGGCAGGAACAACUUGAGCAAAAUUGAGCUCAUCAUGGCGUGUCUGGCUGGAAGGUAUUAUGUUGGUUUUCAUUUUAUGUUUCAAAUGGUGAUGAAAAGUGGUCGAGUGAACUUAUCUCUAUGGGCUGGGCCUUUGUUGUUGGCGAGUUUCCUCACUUCUGAAAGCCUACCGGACCUAGGACUAAUCGAGAUUGGCCAAGGGAGGAGAUUGAAGAAGGAUAUAAGUGAUAAAGCGCAGUGGAAAAGGGGAACUCUGCGAUUCCGUGGGGAUCCGAGACUCAGUGCAGAUGUGGUACAUCCUGAACUUGGGUUCUUGCCUGAGGACAUACAAUGGUUGCAAGGGACUUUGGAUGAUGAUUAUCUUUGGGCCAGUUCAGUCCCAAAAAUUCCUGGCAAGGAAACAUUGCCCAAGAACUUGACGGUAUUUCAGCCGGGAAGAUCGGAUCCAGCGUUUUUCCCGGACCAGGAUUACUGGAUCCAUAUUCUUUUCAAGAAUGUACCCGAAGAACUGAGUCAGAAUCUUGUGCAUGACCUGACCUCUAGACUCGAGAGGGCGCAUGAGUUCGCCUUCAAGCGGAGGCGGGAUUUGUACCCUGGCAUUGGGCAAGUGAAGGUCAUCAAGAGGGAAAUCACAAACAAUGUUGCUGUGACUAUGCUGAAAAUAUCAAAAGAAACUGAGGAUGAAGUGGAAGCUGCGUAUUCCCUUCGACGGGACGGCAAACCUGUCCUUUCUCGCAGUGCAGUAAUAGAACUCAAUGACUUGACUGACCCAGAACUCGACUUCAUCUUCUAUCCGUAUGCACUGGAAAGAUUAACGAGUGAACGGCGCCAGGCUGUGUUUCAAGAGUCGCCGGAGUCCAGUCACAUGGCCUAUGUCAUCUUGGGCGUUGUGGGAGCAGCCAUGUUCGUCGCAUUCCUAGUUGCUCUCAUGUUCUUUGUCUGGAUGAAAGGAGUGAAGACUGGAGAAGAGGAAGAAACGCAGCGAGGAAGGAAGAACAGAAGGGUCGAGUCUGGGGAGUUGAAGUUGCCAGUGUUUGAGGAGCAUCAAGUGGCCAGGGUGGACCUUGGGUUUGAGCCUGGAGAGUCCGAUGAUGGGAAACCCCAGGUAUUGUACCACUUUUUUCUUUAUGCAGUCAUUAGUGCACCGAGGUUGUUAUCUCAA